ACGCUGUACUGUAUACACAACCAACCACCAUCAACAACAGUAACUUAUGCAGCUAUUGCUCUCUCUUCGUCUUCUUCUUCUUCCCAUUUUCUUCUUUGCAAUCCUCAAUCACUUUUAUCUCUAUCCAAAUGCAGCUACCUCUCUUUCAAUUCUCCGUCUUUGCUCCCAUUUCUCUAUGAAGUUCUCUCGGCUACUCCGACGACUUCUCCUGUCGAGCUGGUGUUUUCUGCAAUAGAAGUCAGGUUAAGUAGCAUUGUUUACAAAAGGAGAUGACUUUGGGAGGUUGGAGUCAGAGAUUUAUCCAAGCAGCAACUUCUUCUGAAUCUGAGGAUUCUGCUUUGGAUUUGGAAAGAAAUCAUCAUCACUGCAAUCACUUGAGUCUUCCAUCAUCAUCUUCAAGUCCAUCUCCUCUUCAGCCAUUUACACUCAACAUCCAGCACGCUGAGAGUAAUGCUCCUUACUUCUCCUGGCCUACUCUUAGCCGGCUUAACGAUGCUGUUGAAGACCGAGCUAACUACUUUGGAAAUCUCCAGAAAGGGGUUUUACCUGAAGUUGUUGGCAGGUUGCCUUCAGGACAACAAGCCACCACCUUGCUUGAGCUCAUGACCAUUAGAGCGUUUCAUAGUAAAAUCCUGCGCCGCUUCAGCCUUGGUACUGCAGUUGGGUUUCGGAUUAGCCGUGGUGUUCUAACCAAUAUUCCAGCAAUACUUGUCUUUGUUGCUAGGAAAGUCCAUAGGCAAUGGCUAAGUCCAAUGCAGUGUCUUCCUUCUGCCCUCGAGGGUCCUGGAGGGGUAUGGUGCGAUGUAGAUGUUGUGGAAUUCCAAUAUUAUGGUGCUCCUGCUGCAACACCUAAAGAACAGGUUUAUAAUGAACUUGUAGAUGGUUUGAGAGGAAGUGAUCCCUGCAUUGGCUCGGGUUCUCAGGUUGCAAGCCAAGAAACAUAUGGAACCUUGGGAGCUAUAGUGAAAAGCAGAACAGGUAACCAUCAGGUUGGUUUCCUUACUAAUCGGCAUGUCGCUGUUGAUUUGGAUUAUCCAAGCCAGAAAAUGUUUCAUCCUUUACCUCCAAGCCUUGGACCGGGUGUCUACCUCGGUGCAGUUGAGAGAGCAACAUCGUUUAUCACAGAUGAUCAGUGGUACGGCAUAUUUGCUGGCACAAAUCCAGAAACAUUUGUAAGAGCGGACGGUGCCUUUAUUCCUUUUGCAGAAGAUUUCAACACGAGCAAUGUAACUACGGUGAUAAAAGGCAUUGGUGAGAUAGGAAAUGUGCACGUUAUAGAUUUGCAAUCCCCAAUUGAUAGCCUUAUUGGGAAACAAGUUGUCAAAGUUGGAAGAAGCUCUGGAUAUACUACCGGAACCAUAAUGGCUUAUGCUUUGGAAUACAACGACGAGAAAGGGAUCUGUUUUCUCACGGACUUUCUGGUCAUAGGCGAAAACCAGCAAACUUUUGACCUUGAAGGUGACAGCGGAAGCCUUAUAUGGACAAGUGGAGUGGAUCUUGGUCGCCUUUUGGAUCUCUUGGAGCUUGAUCUCAUCACAUCGAACCAUGAGCUUGAAGCAGCCGCCCGAGAACAGAGGAACACUUCGGUUACAGCCCUUGAUUCAACUGUUAGCCAGUCAUCCCCGCCCGACCCUGUUCCAUCAGGAGACAAACAAGAUGAGAGCUUUGAGCCAUUUAUUCCACCUGAGUUUCAUAUAGAAGAAGCUAUCAAGCUAGCACCUGAAAUAGAGGAACUUUUGUUCAUUGCUCCUAUAUCGGAUAACGAGUCCACGUCUGCCGUUAAAAGGCAAGAGAAACCCAAAUUAGACGACCUCGUCGAUUUAAAGAACAGUUCAGAAGAAGAGGUUAACGUAUCGUUGCAUCUAGGUGAGCCCAAACUAAAGAAACCAAAGUUUACUUAGCUAAAGCCGGUUUAGUUUGGUUUGAUGGCGACUUGAGUAAAUCCCAAAAAUUUUAUGUCGUAAUUGUGCAUAGUAUUAUUAUUCUUUGCGGACGAAAGAUGUACCGGGACCAAGUUAUGUAGUAAAAUUGUAUAAGCUUAAAUUUUAUGAAAUUUAAAGAAAGGUAUUAAUAAUCA
Molecule: messenger RNA, 2077 nt
Organism: Camelina sativa (false flax)
Lineage: Eukaryota; Viridiplantae; Streptophyta; Magnoliopsida; Brassicales; Brassicaceae
Source: RefSeq, a predicted model, not a curated record